This is a messenger RNA of Trypanosoma rangeli, 687 nucleotides long. RefSeq names its product ubiquitin-conjugating enzyme E2. The transcript has a single exon. Gene Ontology annotation, biological process: protein sumoylation. The record is from RefSeq and is a predicted model, not a curated record. Lineage: Eukaryota; Euglenozoa; Kinetoplastea; Trypanosomatida; Trypanosomatidae. Gene Ontology annotation, cellular component: nucleus. Bases 1 to 687 code for a protein of 228 amino acids. Gene Ontology annotation, molecular function: SUMO conjugating enzyme activity.
AUGUCAGGACUGUCGCUAGCGCAGGUUCGCCUGCGUGAGGAGCGUAAGGCAUGGCGAAAGGACCGCCCGUUUGGCUUCUGGGCGCGACCACGUGAGAUUCCAUCGCCAGCGCCGGGUUCCUUUCUCGUCUCGGCUCAUGUCGCACCCAAAGCGGCGCCGCUCACGUCUUCCUCCACGACGGCAGGCAGCUCAGCACCGGCGAACACGGGCACCACCGACGCGCCUGUGUCUACAGGUGGCAGCAGCAGCCACGGUGCGAAGGCCCCGGCUGCGUCCGCAGGAGCGGCGGCGGGAGCAGGCGGUGGCUUGGACCUCCUCGAGUGGGAGGCGGGGAUUCCCGGCAAACCCGGCACCCCAUUCGAGGGCGGCGAAUUCCGUCUCCUGCUGCACUUCACGGAGGACUACCCUACGAAGCCGCCCAAGUGUGUCUUCACCCCGGUGCUGUUUCACCCCAACGUGUACCCGAGCGGCACCGUCUGCCUCUCCAUCCUGAACGAGGAGAAGGACUGGCGGCCCAGCAUCACCAUCAAGCAGAUUCUCCUUGCCAUUCAGGAGCUGCUCGACAACCCAAACAUUAAGGACCCGGCGCAGGAGGAGCCGUACAAGGUGUACAUGCGGGACCGAAAGGAGUACGAGGAUCGCGUUCGCCAGGAGGUGGCAAAGCACCACCAGAAGCGCGUGCUUUAA